AUGGAUCUCAAAAGCAACGUUUCGAAGUACCUGGUUGUGUGCUGUGUGUCUAUGCUGCUGGGCCUGACCAUGGCGAAAGGAAAGAAGGGGACAAAGGAGAGGUGUAACGAAACACUGAUCAUCCCUUCAGACUUCUACAAGAUUCCCACAGAGGAAUCAGAGGGAAAUGGGAACAUUCACACACGCUCUCUGUCACCCUGGACCUGGAAAACCACUACAGUGGAGAACCGUCUUCCUCAGACCAUGUGGGAGGCCGAGUGCAGCUUUAUGUACUGUGACAACCCCACCAACAGCAGCCAGUACAUGCGCUACGGGCAGAACUCUGUACCUAUCUACCAGCAGGUCUUGGUACUCUACACUUCAGCCACCAGGAAGUGCUACAGCGCCUCUUUCGUGUCUGUUGCCGUGGGGUGCACCUGUGCCUGGGCAAGGACUAGUUGA
Salvelinus namaycush (lake trout) is the source of this 441-nucleotide messenger RNA. RefSeq names its product interleukin-17A-like. The transcript has 3 exons. The coding region runs from base 1 to 441 and encodes 146 amino acids. Gene Ontology annotation, molecular function: cytokine activity. The record is from RefSeq and is a predicted model, not a curated record. Gene Ontology annotation, cellular component: extracellular region. NCBI's taxonomy places the organism in Eukaryota, Metazoa, Chordata, Actinopteri, Salmoniformes, Salmonidae.